Messenger RNA from Plasmodium malariae, 1119 nucleotides. It is a transcript of the gene GAPM2, whose product is annotated as glideosome associated protein with multiple membrane spans 2, putative. NCBI's taxonomy places the organism in Eukaryota, Apicomplexa, Aconoidasida, Haemosporida, Plasmodiidae. The coding region runs from base 1 to 1119 and encodes 372 amino acids. The record is from RefSeq and is a predicted model, not a curated record. The transcript is spliced from 2 exons.
AUGUAUACUUACGGCGUAGAAGGAGAUGAUACAUAUUUACCUCAAGCCCAAUAUCCUUCUCCCUAUGAAAAUCAAUAUCAACAAGAUGAAGACUCACCAAGUCCAAGAGGAGAAAAUCAUACUCCAUUUAUAGGUUAUUUUAGUUCUCAUUUAUUAAGAACGGGUUUUUUUUUACAAUGUGUAUCCUUAGUAUUAAUGUUUGUAUUUUAUUGGGCAUUUGGAGGAACGGGUAUAUUUGUAUUUGAUUUAUAUGCAGGUCCAGAAUGUGUUAAGGUUUCAAGUUCUUUUCAUUUGACUAUAUCUAUAUUAAUGGCAAUAUAUUUAUUAGGUACAUUAUACAUAGCCAUGUUUCAAGUUUUUGUAGCAGAUAAUAGUAAAUGGUGUCGAGGAUUUAGAGCUGGGUCUAAAUUAUUAUCAGCAGCUGUGACUUUAGAUCUUUUAUCUUCUAUAUUAAGAUUAGUUCAAUAUUUAUAUGCAUAUUUUUAUAUGAGUAUGAGAUGGUGGGCACGAUAUCAACAAACAAAAUCAGACUGGACCUUAUUACAUUUUGGCAGCAUUGUGCACAGCUUUGCUUUAUUUAUUUAUGGAGCUGCUUUUUUUUACAUGGAAGCUUACCACGAUGAGGGUACCUACGAGGAGCUUGCUUGGUCCAAUCUAACCUUGUUCAAACUGGCCGGACUUGCAGAAUUGCUAAUGGUGUUUUCCGGUUUUGGAGCCUUUUUCUCGAUAUUGUUGUUGGGAGCAAUAAUGUGUGCGACAGUUUGGGCUUUUUCUUUUGAGCCUUUGUUAGAAAAAUGGUCUCCAGAAUUACACAGUAGAGAUAUUAAUGCAGAUGUUUUACCGGAAGUAAAAUAUGAUGGUGAACAGUGUGCAUAUAACGAAGAAAAUGUUUAUGAACCUUAUAAUGUAAACCCAGAAAAUAUCGAAUAUGGAGAAGAAAUGGUUCAACAAAAUAUGAAAGAAAAAUAUGUAAAUGGAAAUUCUUAUGAUCCAAAUAUAUAUGGACAAAAUAAUGGUAUACCAACCACCUAUGAUUAUUCACAGAUUGAAGGUCAAAUAAAGAAAAAUGCUGAAAUGGGUGUUUCUGAAAAUAAUUAUGUCAAUACUAGCCAAUAUUGA